AUGAAUUUUAUAUUGUUUAUUUUUUUAUGUGGGGUUUUUCACCCAGAGAUUAGUGGUACAGAUCCCACCGAUGAGCCCUUACCUGAGCAGCCUGUGGCUGAACAACCACAUAAAGCGGAAGAAGAAAAUAAGGAGAAUACUCCUGCUAAUGAGAAAACUGGCAAUUAUUAUAAAGAUACAAAACACUAUGUGUUUACAACGCAAAAUCCAAAUGGCACACAGUCUGAAAUAUCUGUGAGAGCAACAACUGACCUGAAGUUUUCUCUAAGAAACUAACCAACCCAGAGUCCAAAUGAGCCUGCAUUUUGGACAAUGUUAGCUAAAGCUAUAAAUGCAACCACCAAUGAGGACAACCAACGAGAUCAAUUUUUUCACCCAAUUCCAAACUCUGAUCUGAAUGCUACAGAUGAAGACAACCUGGCAGAACUACAGGAAGCCAAAUUAAAGUUAAUGCUGGGCAUCUUGUUGAUGACCCUCUUCCUUUUUGUCAUCCUCUUGGCAAUCUGUAGUGCCGUGCUGUACAAAAUGAAGACAAUGAAAUAUAAAAAAGCUUGUCAGAGUGGUGAAUACUCUGUCAACCCAGAGCUGGCAACUGGUUCUUACUUUCAUCCAUCAGAAGGCGUAUCAGAUACAUCUUUUUCUAAGAUUGCUGAGAGCAGCACAUUUUGGCGCACCACUUCUUCAGAAUUAAGGAAAUCAGACACAAGGUCAAAAUCUAGGACAACGGACAUAGUUUCCACAGGCUCAGAUGAGACAGGCAUGAAUGAUGAGUCAGACUUAAUUCAGAGUGAGGAACAGAGAGAGGAACCCACUGAUGAAUAGACAACUUUAAUUUUUUUGUCAUAAAAAAUAUCUUGGUGACACUCAUGUUAUGAUUUGGAAACUCUGCUGAGACCUUCAAAUUUUCUGGUGUUUUAAA
Molecule: messenger RNA, 919 nt
Organism: Eubalaena glacialis (North Atlantic right whale)
Lineage: Eukaryota; Metazoa; Chordata; Mammalia; Artiodactyla; Balaenidae
Gene: EQTN
Product: equatorin
Exons: 7
Biological process (GO): endocytosis; fusion of sperm to egg plasma membrane involved in single fertilization; acrosomal vesicle exocytosis
Cellular component (GO): plasma membrane
Source: RefSeq, a predicted model, not a curated record